Molecule: messenger RNA, 1689 nt
Organism: Salmo salar (Atlantic salmon)
Lineage: Eukaryota; Metazoa; Chordata; Actinopteri; Salmoniformes; Salmonidae
Source: RefSeq, a predicted model, not a curated record
AUGGCGCCACAUCCUAAUCCCCCAGGCACCCAGCUUGCUCUGCAUCCUAAUCCCCCAGGCACUCAGCCUGCUCUAUGGCGCCACAUCCUAAUCCCCCAGGCACCCAGCCUGCUCUGCAUCCUAAUGCCCCAGGCACCCAGCAUCCUAAAGCCCCAGGCACCCAGCCUGCCCUGCAUCCUAAUGCCCCAGGCACCCAGCCUGCCCUGCAUCCUAAUGCCCCAGGCACCCAGCCUGCUCUGCAUCCUAAUGCCCCAGGCACCCAGCCUGCUCUGCAUCCUAAUGCCCCCAGGCACUCAGCCUGCUCUAUGGCGCCACAUCCUAAUCCCCCCAGGCACCCAGCCUGCUCUGCACCCUAAUGCCCCAGGAACCCAGCCUGCUCUGCAUCCUAAUGCCCCAGGCACCCAGCCUGCUCUGCAUCCUAAUGCCCCAGGCACCCAGCCUGCUCUGCAUCCUAAUGCCCCAGGCACCCAGCCUGCUCUGCACCCUAAUGCCCCAGGCACCCAGCCUGCUCUGCACCCUAAUGCCCCAGGAACCCAGCCUGCUCUGCAUCCUAAUGCCCCAGACACCCAGCCUGCUCUGCAUCCUAAUGCCCCAGGCACCCAGCAUCCUAAUGCCCCAGGCACCCAGCCUGCUCUGCAUCCUAAUGCCCCAGGCACCCAGCAUCCUAAAGCCCCAGGCACCCAGCCUGCUCUGCAUCCUAAUGCCCCAGGCACCCAGCCUGCUCUGCAUCCUAAUGCCCCAGACACCCAGCCUGCUCUGCAUCCUAAUGCCCCAGGCACCCAGCAUCCUAAUGCCCCAGGCACCCAGCCUGCUCUGCAUCCUAAUGCCCCAGGCACCCAGCAUCCUAAUGCCCCAGGCACCCAGCCUGCCCUGCAUCCUAAUGCCCCAGGCACCCAGCCUGCCCUGCAUCCUAAUGCCCCAGGCACUCAGCCUACCCUGCAUCCUAAUGCCCCAGGCACACAGCCUACCCUGCAUCCUAAUCCCCCAGGCACCCAGCCUGCUCUGCAUCCUAAUCCCCCAGGCACCCAGCCUGCCCUGCAUCCUAAUGCCCCAGGCACCCAGCCUGCCCUGCAUCCUAAUGCCCCAGGCACUCAGCCUACCCUGCAUCCUAAUGCCCCAGGCACCCAGCCUACCCUGCAUCCUAAUCCCCCAGGCACCCAGCCUGCUCUGCAUCCUAAUCCCCCAGGCACCCAGCCUGCUCUGCAUCCUAAUCCCCCAGGCACUCAGCCUGCUCUGAAUCCUAUUCCCCCAGGCACCCAGCCUGCUCUGCAUCUUAAUCCCCCAGGCACCCAGCCUGCUCUGCAUCCUAAUCCCCCAGGCACUCAGCCUGCUCUAAAUCCUAAUCCCCCAGGAACCCAGCCUGCUCUAAAUCCUAAUCCCCCAGGAACCCAGCCUGCUCUAAAUCCUAAUCCCCCAGGCACCCAGCCUGCUCUAAAUCCUAAUGCCCCAGGCACCCAGCCUGCUCUAAAUCCUAAUCCCCCAGGCACUCAGCCUGCUCUGCAUCCUAAUCCCCCAGGCACCCAGCUUGCUCUGCAUCCUAAUCCCCCAGGCACCCAGCUUGCUCUGCAUCCUAAUCCCCCAGGCACUCAGCCUGCUCUAUGGCGCCACAUCCUAAUCCCCCAGGCACCCAGCUUGCUCUGCAUCCUAAUCCCCCAGGCACUCAGCCUGCUCUAUGGCGCCACAUCCUAA